ACCUGUUACUGCGGGUCUGCGUGUCUAUAAUAUACCUAUACAGGCACACACGGCAUACCUCCGCCGAUGUCCGGUGGCAUGCCAGAGGACGGUGUGGAUUUUCGUUGUUUUUUUUCUACACACCCCCCGCCCCCUGCUUAGCCGGCCGUGGUUUUUCAAUUUUCGCGCGAUUUGUACGACGACGACAUCACAACAACAAUACUCAGGAAACCAUCGCCGUCGAUUGAAAACUAAUCGUCGUUUUGCAUGUGCCCCGAUUUAGAUUCGAUCGUUGUGGUGUUGUGUAACGCAUAAAGGACGACGAUAUGGCCAUAUUUCCGAUGCUGUCGGCUGUGGCCGGCUUCAUUAAGGUGCGUUACGUGGUGGACAAGGCCAACAUCGACAACGCCGUGUUCAGAGCGCACUACAGGCUCACCACGGCGAUACUCUUUGGAUGUUGUAUACUGGUCACGGCUAACAAUCUAAUCGGUGAUCCUAUAGCUUGUAUAACUGAUGGUGGUAUACCAGAGCAUGUCAUCAACACGUUUUGUUGGAUUACUCAUACAUUUACAUUGCCGGAUAAACAUCUUGGUGUUGGUAAACAAGUUGCUCACCCUGGUGUAUCAGAUUACGUUGACGGCACCGAUCAAGUACGAUACCAUGCGUAUUACCAAUGGGUGCCAUUCAUGCUAUUUUUCCAAGGCAUUCUAUUCUAUGUACCCCAUUGGAUAUGGAAAAAUUGGGAAGAAGGUAAAGUUCGCAUGAUCACUGAUGGCGUACGUGGUGCUUCUAUUGGACAAAACGAAGACAGACAAAGUCGUCAAAAACAAUUAGUUCAAUACUUAAUUGAUACUUUACAUAUGCACAAUGUUUAUGCUUCUGGAUAUUUCUUAUGCGAAGUAUUUAAUUUUUUGAAUGUGAUUGGAAACAUGUUCCUUAUUGACAGUUUUUUGGGUGGUGAAUUUUUCACGUACGGUAUUAAAGUUUUGGAACUCAGUCAAAAAGAUCAAGAAAAUAGAUUUGAUCCCAUGGUAUCUGUUUUCCCAAGAGUAACCAAAUGCACAUUCCACAAGUUUGGUCCAUCUGGAUCAUUGCAGACACAUGAUGCACUUUGUGUAUUGGCAUUGAAUAUCUUGAAUGAAAAAAUCUACAUAUUUUUGUGGUUUUGGUUCAUAAUAUUGGCAAUCAUAUCUGGAAUGGCGUUGGCAUACAGUAUCGCUGUUGUAACAUUGCCUUCAAUUAGAGAAACAAUUUUACUACGCCGUUUUAAAUUUGGAACACCGCAAUCAGUUUCGGCACUAAUCAGGAAAACACAGGUUGGAGAUUUCUUAUUAUUACAUCUUUUGGGGCAAAAUAUGAAUAUGGCACAAUUUACCGAAGUAUUAGAUGAUCUCAGUUCACGAUUACAUCUGGGAAACAAUUUACCAACUGCUCCUUCGACUUUGGAAUUAUCACCAAUGUAUCCUUUGGAUAAAUUGAGACUUCACAAAGAAACCGAGGCUUAGACUUGAUGAACAAUAAGAAUCGAUCAAUGUCUGUAAUUUUUUUUUAUCUAAUAAGAAAAACAUUUGGAGUUGAAAACUUUUAAUCUCAAACUGUGUUCAAUACUUAGAAAAACAUUCCAUUUACAUAACCUUUGAACAUUAAGUAAUUAUGUGUUAUUCAAAUUUUAGACUAGUAAUCAAUAAUUAGUUCUAAGACCAAAUUUUUUCAACUGCAUAUUUUAUUUUAAUACAUUUUUAUACAUCUUCCAUGUUAAACAAUUGGUAACCUAACUAUUCCUACAUAUAAAUAAAUAUAUCGUGUUCUUUUAUAUUUAAAUGAUUGACUAGCAGUCAUUAUGAUGCAUCUUGGCGCUAAUUAGUAUAAACAAUUAUUUUAGUUGUAUUUAAUAAGUUA
Myzus persicae (green peach aphid) is the source of this 1878-nucleotide messenger RNA. RefSeq names its product innexin inx3. NCBI's taxonomy places the organism in Eukaryota, Metazoa, Arthropoda, Insecta, Hemiptera, Aphididae. Gene Ontology annotation, cellular component: gap junction; plasma membrane. The transcript has 4 exons. The record is from RefSeq and is a predicted model, not a curated record. Gene Ontology annotation, biological process: phototransduction. Gene Ontology annotation, molecular function: gap junction channel activity. Bases 306 to 1484 code for a protein of 392 amino acids.